Molecule: messenger RNA, 2499 nt
Organism: Nymphalis io (European peacock)
Lineage: Eukaryota; Metazoa; Arthropoda; Insecta; Lepidoptera; Nymphalidae
Gene: Hacl
Product: 2-hydroxyacyl-CoA lyase 1
Exons: 12
Coding region: 170-2005 (611 amino acids)
Biological process (GO): fatty acid alpha-oxidation
Cellular component (GO): peroxisome
Molecular function (GO): catalytic activity; magnesium ion binding; thiamine pyrophosphate binding
Source: RefSeq, a predicted model, not a curated record
CUUACAAAGUUGUAAUCUCAUCCAUAGCUAAAAAAACUUGUAUCGAACAUUUGCAUUUAAAAAAUAUGUAGAUAAAAUUCAUCAAGUGUCUAACACUGACGAAAUUUGUGUUGUCGUGAUAAUAGUAAAAUAUUUUAUAAUUUACCUACCUGAUAACUUUAUUGCUUUUAUGAUAAAAAUAAAUAACUUUUUUGCUGCGAGUUUUACAAUAACUGAUAAAGUUCUCAGACGAUUAACGCGACUUGCACAACCCUUAUUCCGAAGGUCUUUUCACAUUUCACCAAAGUUAAACCAAGCUAUGGGGAUUGAUGGAAAUAAUAUACUGGCAGAAAGCUUAAAAAAACAGGGUAUUGAAUAUGUCUUUGGGAUUGUUGGAAUUCCGGUGAUCGAGACUUCACUUGCAUUUCAAGCUGCAGGCAUUAAAUAUGUUGGUAUGCGCAAUGAGCAAGCAGCAUGUUAUGCAGCACAAGCUAUUGGCUAUUUAACAGGUAAACCAGGAGUAUGCCUUGUUGUAUCGGGACCUGGUCUCCUACAUUGUAUUGGUGGUAUGGCCAAUGCACAGGUGAACUGCUGGCCGCUUUUAGUCAUCGCGGGUUCUUGCCCAGAAGAUCAUGAAGGCAUUGGAGGCUUCCAAGAAUGGCUGCAGGUGGAAUCCAGCCGUCUGUACUGCAAGUACGCGUUCAGGCCGCCGUCAGCGCGACUCAUACCUUUGCACGUGGAGAAGGCCGUCCGGUAUGCGUCCUCAGGCAGACCUGGUGUGUCCUAUCUGGAUAUGCCUGCUACUUUGCUCAUGGCUGAAGUAGAUGAAGAUAAAGUACCUCUGGAUUACUACGCGACAGGACCAGCGAGGCUAGCACAUCCUGACCCAGAACUUGUCGAACAAGCUGCAGAUUUACUUUCUAAAGCUGAGCGACCACUUAUAAUCGUGGGGAAGGGAGCUGCCUACGGAAAAGCCGAAGAAUCCUUGUGCAAACUUGUCAACGUUACAAAAGUCCCCUUUUUACCGACGCCUAUGGGCAAAGGCGUAGUUCCCGAUAAUUCCGAGUUCUGCGUGUCCACGGCCCGCACACAGGCAUUAUUGAAGGCUGAUGUCAUAUUACUGCUAGGAGCAAGAAUGAACUGGAUGCUGCACUUUGGUCAGACGCCAAGAUAUGCACCUGACGUUAAAAUCAUUCAGGUUGACAUAACACCAGAAGAAUUACAUAACAGCGUUAAGUCCGAAAUAGCUGUACAUUCCGACAUAAAACCAUUUGUAGAUGCGUUAACUCGAAAAUUGACUGAGAGGAAGUACUCCUUGCCAACGUCCAGCGGCUGGUGGCAGGCUCUAAAAGAAAAGCAAAAGAAAAAUACGGAAUUCGUAGAGGCACAAUCUAAUGAUAAAUCUGUACCGUUAAAUUACUAUGCAGUAUUCAAAACGGUUCAAGCGAAUAUACCCAAAGACUCAAUUAUUGUGAGUGAGGGAGCUAAUACCAUGGAUAUUGGUAGAGGACUGCUCUUAAAUAACAAACCAAGACACAGACUUGAUGCAGGGACAUUUGGAACCAUGGGAGUAGGCCCUGGCUUUGCUGUUGCAGCAGCAAUGUGGUGUCGUGAUUAUGCUCCUAAUAAGAGAGUUAUUUGUGUCGAAGGUGAUUCAGCGUUCGGUUUCUCAGGAAUGGAAAUUGAGACUAUGUUCCGGUACAAACUACCAGUGAUCAUUGUUAUUGUUAAUAACAAUGGAAUUUAUAGUGGAUUUGACAAAGAUAUGAUGAAAGACAUUCAAUCCAGCGGAGAUAUCGCUCAAUGCACGCCACCUACAGCAUUAUCAACUGAAGUUCGAUACGAGAAGAUGAUGGAAAUGUUCGGUGCUACUGGUCAUCUCUGUCGCACUGUAGAAGAAAUAGAAACUGCUCUAAAGGCUGCUGUUGCCGUGACUGAUAGACCUAGUAUUAUUAAUAUACUGAUCAAUCCACAAGCUAACCGAAAACCACAAACUUUCAAUUGGCUCACUGAAUCAAAGCUAUGAUCUUAUUAAACACUAUAGGCCUUACAUAUAAACAUUGUUUAGCGGUUGUUUAAUUAAAUAUCGAUUUCUCUUUCUGUCAUUAUUGAACGAAGAAAAUUGCUUAACUAAUCACAAACCCUAAAUAACAUUUACAGGUAAAGCUGUAUUUUUUUAUUAAUGAAGAGGUGUAUGUAAAUUGGAAAUGGCAUAUUGGUGUUUGUAAAAGACUUAUUAUACAGAUUAAGGACUUGUUAUUUCAUUUUUGUAAGAUUGUAUAUUUUAUUUUCUAUUUUAAUGACUAUAUGGGUGGAUGUUGUUAGGUAUUUUACAAAUAUUUUGUAUAUUGGUAAAUUUUACUUGUGAUAGAAUAUUUUACUAUGAGGUGAUGAUAAAUAAAGAACAAUAAUGAAGGUUUAAUUCAUAUAUUGUCUGUCUAUUGAGUCACAUAACAUCACAUGUUUUGUAUAAGUUGAACUUAAAAUAUAUAUUAAAUACAUUUUAUAUUAUAAACUAAA